This is a messenger RNA of Suillus plorans, 2211 nucleotides long. RefSeq lists its product as uncharacterized. The record is from RefSeq and is a predicted model, not a curated record. The coding region runs from base 1 to 2211 and encodes 736 amino acids. The transcript is spliced from 7 exons. NCBI's taxonomy places the organism in Eukaryota, Fungi, Basidiomycota, Agaricomycetes, Boletales, Suillaceae.
AUGCCAGCAGCUUCGUGGACUACCAAAGCGCAGUAUACAUGGCUCCAAGAACAAAUGCCAGAGUACAUGCAGCAAAGCACCGGGGACAAGGACUACUCCUGCUUCUGGCCCGGCAUACACAAAUAUUGGUUCAAAACAUGGCCAGAGCGCAAUAUUCUGUUCCCCGACAUCCCUGGUGACGUGUCGCUCACUGUUGAGCAGACGAAACAAGAAGUUAAAGCUGAAGAGCAACGUAAAGUUCAACUGGCAACCUGGUUCCGUUGGCGGGCGGGUUCAUCCAAAAAGAAUCGCGGCUUGAAGAAGGAACAGACUGUCUUUGAUGCCGCCCUGCGACUGAAGACGCGUGCAAAGUCUGUCGAAGAGAUCUAUAUGGGCAUGGUCUACGACGAGCAGAUCAAACCCCUGGUCAAGGCCGAACAAGAAGCGGGCAAUGUGACUACUUCUGGUCACCGCAUGGCAUUGGGUCGAAGGUUCUCCAAGGAGCUCUUAGAAGAUGAGUCGGACGAGGUUAAGAAGGAGGUUAGAAAGAGGUACGACAAGCAGAUAAAAGGUAGCAAGGGAAAGGGUGACAUACUGGAUGACGAAGAUGAUGAUAACGAUGAAAGUGAUCCUGAUGCCAUCGCAAAAGGUAUUGACGAAUUGCCAAUCAUAUGCCAGCGCUUUGCACGCCUCGUCAAAAAACAAACUCAAUUCAUUGUGUCCUUCAUGUGCGCCGGACCUGACCCAAGGCAUAAUCAGAACAUAGUUACUUUAUCGUGCCAUCCAUCAGAAACCUCUGGUGGGCGCAAUUUUGCCCACUUGUACCCUGAUGAGGACUAUGCCUUCCUCGGUGCGUACCAGGAAUUUGCAGAAUCAAUAUUCUCUACCACGAACGUCGGAGAUGGCAACAGGAGUGAGGAACUCGAAGAGUAUGGUAGCGGCGAAGAGGAUGAAAGUGGCGAAGAGGAUGAAAGCAGAGAGGAGAACGAAGGAGGUACUGAUACCAUGAGCUGGGAUAACCCCGGCCUUUAUACGAUUUUGCAGACACCUGAUGCAUCAACCGGACCUGAUGCAUCAACCGGACCUGAUGCAUCAACGACAACUGAUGCAUCAAUGGCAGGCACCGUGGCGCUGGCACCGGCUGGCUUCACUGAUGCAUCACUUCAGCUUACGGGACCAUUCUACUCUCAGUCCCAAUAUCCUGAUUGGUCACUGGAUUUGCACAGUGUUAUGAUGCCUCAAGCUAGUGCGCCUCUCGGCUCAAUUGAACCAUUCGAGGCCCGAUUUUUACAGCCCGGUCUUAUGGCUACGGGAUAUCUUGGUAGCAGUACCGUGCAGAACACAUCAUUCAGCUCACCAGCUUCUUUGGGAUUCUCGCUUGCUGACACCAUGCACGGGUGGAAUUUCAACAAUGACAAUCUUCAUUCGACAGGGUGGGAGACAUCUAGUCUGUCUUCUUCGUUGACCUCUCCAACCUCCGCUGAGCGCAGUACCACGAGCCCUAGCCUUGACGAGCACCUUCCUCAAUUUACUUAUCAGCUUCCCACCCUUCCAGCUGCCAACCCCCCUUCUCCGACUGAGACCGCACAACCUGCUGAAGUUCCCGAUUCACAGGCUGGUACCGGACGUGCUAAGUCCAAGCGCAAGUCCAAGUCGAAACUUCCUACAACCAAGUCUCUCACAGCACACACCGACAAGCCUCGCUCUGCCGCCAAAUUUAUCACAGACACUCCCACUGUUACGGCCACACCCACUACAGCAAAACUCACUCCCCUGGUCAAUUCUACUGAGCAUAUCCCUGUGAUCACGCUUGCGAACGCUGCCAAACCCAAGGCCAAACCCAAACCCAAACCCAAACCCAAACCCAAGGCACAUCCUGUUAGUACCAAGUCUAGUGCAGUAAUGGAGACAACACACGUCGCUGCAGAUGAUGAAGGUAACGCGUUGGGUGAUUCGAUUACUAUCAAUAAUAUCGUGCAAAAAGCUACUGCGAGUCAGAUUGGAGCGGCACGUGUAUCGAAGCGCAUUCCAAUCAAAUCCAGGCGGAAUGAUAUUGCUGACGCAAUCGGGUCAGAUGGCAUGACAUUCGUUGGUAUUGGUAGCAAGGAAAAUCCAAGUGUUUUGGAGGAGGUUGGGGGAACAUCAUCGAAGCGUACUGCUGACUCGACUGCAGAAGAAACAGGAAAAGACGAACGAAGGCGUGAGCCGACUGGCUUUAUGUUGGCUCCAUGA